AUGGCCACUGAGGAUACUAGAACACACCGAUCGAAACCUUCGCGAUCCAAGAAACCCUUCGACUUGACAACAAAACGACGCAAAUUAUCGCAUUCGGCACCCCAUGCACCAAUCGAACGUGCCGUCAACUCGUCGGCAGAUAGCAGCGAUGACGAUGAAGACGACAAACCACUCGUACAUCGUCGAGCAUUCAUUCAACGGAUCCUUCAAUCACACGAAUCGCAAGCGGCACCUCCACCAGCAACAGUACCAACAGUGGCACCACCCUCCUCUGCUGCGCAGGACGAUGAUGAUCAACGCAUAGACACACCUCAACCCAAAGAGGAUCAACAGCCACAGAAUGGCAUAGAGAAUAGUCAAGACAACAAUACACGUGUUGAGCAUAUGGGUUCAUUAGAAGAGCGUGGUGAAGCCGUACUGGAUAGAUUUAUACGCUUUGUCGAUGAUUUACUGGAACAUGAUAUGGAUGAAGAUCAGCAAAAGCGAGAUGAUGCAUUGGAUGGAAAGGACAAAUCUGAGUUGGUGUGCCUGCAAGUAACGACAAUGCAUAAAUUCACCACCCUGGCAUUGAGAGCAUCCUAUUACUCAGUAUUCGAUUCAAUGGAUACCACUCGAUUGGCAAGAAUAUUUCAAAUGAUGGAAAACAGCUGCAUCCGUGCCAUGGACAUUGAUGUCAUUGGAGAUUACUGCAAACGAGUGGAGGAGCACGUGACCGAUUUCUCUGCUACGACCAAACUACUGGAAUUGCUAUCCAAUGGCUUAGAAGCAGCGGUGAUGAUGCUGGAUAUACUUGCUGGAUGCAAUGUGGAUCGAAAGCAUCUCCCUGAAAGCAUGGUCAUGACAUGUUUGCAACUGGCACGAAACCAUUUGGAGACUACUAUAUACCCUUUGAUUGAUUUGAAUGCGUUUGAAGAAGAUACAACAAGUUUAAACAAUGGCACACGCAUGUUCCUCAAGUUUGCCGAGACCGAUUUGACAGCCAAAAGAUACAUGAUUCGCAUUCUUCCGUUGAUCACACGGCUAUUACAUCGAGCCACGAUGCUGCUUGAAGCGGAUGGAUUUGAUGACCAUGGCGUGAUUGUCUUGGGCUAUAUUGCAUUGGGCGCCUUUUUCCAUGAUUACACUGACAACAAUCACUCAUGUCUGGUGACCAGCAAAAGCGGUGACACCAUUGUGAAUCCAUUCGAGCAAAUGAAAUUGGGGGCCAUGGAUGUGCUUCGUAUUCUUUUCAACAAGUUUCCCUACCACCGCAAAUGGAUCCUCUCCGAGAUCCUCACAAGUUUGAAUGCAUUAACCAGCAUGGAUCGGAGUGCCAAACGUUAUCGACUCACUGACAACACCAAGAUCCACGUGAUGAGUGCCUUGUUCAUGCAAUUGGUGCAAUGCUGUACGAUUUCAGGCGAUAUGGAGGAUCACAAACAGUGGAUGCGAAAGUGGACUAUGAAGUAUCAAAAGGCACACAAGGAGAGCGACCGAUCACAGAUUCAAGAAAUGUACGGCAAGCUGGUGCAACAAAGUAUGGGAUAUUGGCAAUCAGCCAUGGAAGCGGCCAUUGAUAGUGCAACCUAUCUCCUCAACUUUGUCAUCCAAAAAUGCAAAUCGCGUACCAAAGACAGCUAUUCAAUCGCCGAGUAUCGAGGCAUUUUGGAGAGCACAUUGCAAGAUUUUAUCACGGUGUUGAACAAGCCCGAAUGGCCAGCUGCUGAAUUGUUAUUACAAGCUUUCAGUGAACUAAUGAUUGAGCGGAUAAGAGGAACAAAGUCGGAUCUCUAUCUCAAGUCGUUGGCUAUUGAAUGGCUUGGUAUCCUUGCAAGCAGAAUCAAGAUGGGCUCUAAUAAGAUCACUGGGAAAGGUGGAUACAUGUCGCCUGAAUGGAUAUGCGAGUUGUAUGAGAGAAUUCCGGGCGAGAUCAACGCUGAUACUCAGCCAAGCAAGAUCCAGCUUUUAUUUGAAUGCCAAACCCGUGUCCUCAAGAGCAUCGCUUAUUUGCAAGUUUCUGGUUCAGCAUUGCAGUUUCAAAUAUGCGCAUGGGGAAAGCAAUAUGCAUCUAGCUGGAAACUUAUCAAGCAACAAUCACAAGAGCAGGACAACAAUGACACGUCAGCGGAAUUGCUAUCCACGCUUCAAGGCAUGGUGACUCAGUUAUGGUGUCGCAGCCUUGAUGUGCAGCUUAGUGAGGAACAUGAGUUUGAAAGGAGCUGCAACUUUGAAUUUCCAGAGAUGAACACCUCCGACAUUGAAUUGAUAUCUGAAUUGCUCGCUUCACGCAACACGCUUUACAAGAGUUACAAUGGAUUAUUAGCCGAGAUCGUUACAUGCUUGCAUAAGGAUGUUGUCACUUAUCGCAACAAGGCUGUGCGUGCAAUUCGGCAUUUGGUGCGCGAGGUCCCGGAGGUCUUGGAUGAUACACGGAUACGCAAUUCGAUUCUACAACGGAUCCAUGACGCAUCACCAUCCAUCCGUGAUAUUGCAGUGGAGGUAUUGGCAAUGUAUCUUGGUCGACAAACUGAAGUCCCACACAAGUUAUACGAGAUUGCAAGCGCACGUGUUAUGGACACAGCAGCCAAUGUCCGCAAACGGGUGGUCAAAUUGCUUCGAGACCUAUACUACAAGUGCAGUGAUCCCGAUGUCAAGAUGGAUAUUGCUUCCAAGCUCAUUCACCGCCUCAGUGACAAUGAAGUGAGCAUAUGCGACCUGGCAUUCAAGUGCACACAAGAAGUUCUCUUUGGACCCUUUCGAUCGAUCGAUCAGGAUGGAAAUGAUUAUUUUGGAUCAUCGUAUGCGCAUGCACCCAAGGCACGCAAGCGGCGUAUUGAUGAGCUGACAGGUAUCAUUCUUGGAGCCGUAUCUCGAUUGGAAGCCACAGUGGGUGACAAAAGUACAGCAUUACCACAAAUUGUCCAAAAGUGUAUGGAGCAAGGUGAUGUCAAAAGCAAAAAGGCAUAUGAAAAGUACUUCCAAUGGAUCGUGGACUGCUUGUUUGAUCGAGUGCUGCAAUAUGAUGAACAAGACGAUUUGAAGCAGUUUGGUAAUUGUCUUUUGGCCAUUCAUGCCUUCACCACCACAUGCCCCGAAUUGUUACGCGAGACUCAGGCAUCAGGAUUACAACCAUACCUUAGUGUGACAAACCUGGAUGAUUGGCCAAUGGCACGUCAUGUCCUGGAUAUUUACAGAGACGUGCUCCCCCAGCAAAAGUACCAUGAUCCUGAAUUCAUAGCUCUUCUUGAGCGUAUCCUCUUUCAAUUGAUUGGCACCUGCCCUCAAGAGUACACUGACUCGGCAGUAUCAUGUUUAUGUACGAUUGUACAAAGCAUCUCCCAUCGAUAUGGCAUUCUGGUUCGAAUCCUUGGCUCCUGCAUAGUUAAGUUGCAAGGUAUCCAAACCAAGAUCAAACAAUCGGGCGCAUUGGAUCGACCUGCUAGUGGCGUGAUGAAAAUCUUGGCUAUUUGUGGUGUUCUUUGCCAAAACGUCGAUUUCGAUGCCAAGCGAGCCGAGAACCCUGAACAAAUGUCGUCCUUGGAUAAGAUCACCAAGGGGAGCCUUGUGUCACAUGUCUUUGAUCUUUUAUACUGGUUCACGGAUGAUCAUGGUUUGGCGGAAACAGCGCAAAUUCAGAGAGCGGCUCUUCAAGGUCUUGGAUACAUGUACACAAGAUACCCAAUGCUCAUGACAAAGGAUGCCAGCACUCAGCUUAUGGAUCAAAUCUUUGAACGAGAUAAUCAAGACCUGCAAACACAGCUGAUGAUUGUUUUUCGCGAGUUUUUGGAUACCGAGGAAGUGAGACUUGAACAGCGAGAACAAGAUGCUGGUGAAUCGUUAUAUCACAAGGAUAUUGAUAUCGAGACAUUGCUCGGCAAUACGGCAGAAUUUGCAGAGCUUGGUGUGAAUGGAUCGAUCAUGCAACGCUACUUGACCGAAAUUGUCCAAUGUGCAAUGAGCGAUUCGAGCGAUUUGAGACACGCCGCUUUUGAAGUCGUAGCUGCUAUUAUUCAUCAAGGCUUAGCUCAUCCAGUAUUGUGCAUGCCCAUCAUUGUUGCUGCUGAGACAAGCCCUGAUCCUAUUUUGCGAAUGAGAGCAUAUUACCUACAUCGCUUCGCUCACGACAAGUACGGGAUGCUAUUGUACUCGCAGCUACCAAAGUACCUACUACGAGCAUUCGAGUAUCAAAGGCUGCUCUUUGGUGAACGAGUUCAUGGCUAUGGAAAGCGUGGUGGGGAUGCCAAAAUGGAUGCUCUUUUGGGAUUGACGUACACUGUCAUCAAACAAGUUGCCAAGCCAAAGUUGGAUUUCAUCAGUGCUCUCGUUCGACCAUUUCGCUUUGAAGUAAAAGACAUGGCAGAAACUGAGAUCGAUAUCCAUUAUCUUCGUUUUGUUGCCGACAACAUGACAACACUCGACUUCACACAAUCUGACGAGGUGCUAUACUUGCUGUACCAAAUCGAACGCAUCCAAACCACGUUUUGUGCUGAUCUCUUGGUGCGUUUGCAGUCUCAAAAGAACAAUGACGACCAUGUUGAAGGCGAGGAAACCACUGAGCCACCCAUGAGUCACGAUGCAGCUGCCAAGUCGGCCAUUGCUAUGUAUAUAUUAUUACGCACCAAGCAAUUGAUCAAAGAUCUCUACGAGAUAAGCGACACUGAUAUUAGAGAUUUCGAUCCAAACGAAAAGCGUAAACCACAUGCGGUGACCAAGGAUCUCGAGCAAUAUGACCCGGUUGUUCUUUGGGAAGACGAGCUACUCUUUUUCAGGAAGAAUGAUUUGACACAUGCUGCAGCUGCACAAGCUUUGAGUAAGUUUGAGGAUCUUGCAUCGGGAACGCUAGGCAUGUUAGAUGAGAUCGAAGCAUGA
Messenger RNA from Lichtheimia ornata, 4848 nucleotides. RefSeq lists its product as uncharacterized. The coding region runs from base 1 to 4848 and encodes 1615 amino acids. Gene Ontology annotation, biological process: replication-born double-strand break repair via sister chromatid exchange; establishment of protein localization to chromatin; establishment of mitotic sister chromatid cohesion. Gene Ontology annotation, molecular function: chromatin binding. Gene Ontology annotation, cellular component: Scc2-Scc4 cohesin loading complex. NCBI's taxonomy places the organism in Eukaryota, Fungi, Mucoromycota, Mucoromycetes, Mucorales, Lichtheimiaceae. The transcript is spliced from 21 exons. The record is from RefSeq and is a predicted model, not a curated record.